This is a messenger RNA of Bipolaris victoriae FI3, 150 nucleotides long. RefSeq lists its product as hypothetical. NCBI's taxonomy places the organism in Eukaryota, Fungi, Ascomycota, Dothideomycetes, Pleosporales, Pleosporaceae. The annotation marks the transcript as partial. The transcript has a single exon. The record is from RefSeq and is a predicted model, not a curated record.
UUCGAGGAUACUCAGAAGGUAGACAAUUACUACCAUAGCACCCUGUUAGCGAACGUCUAUAAGGCAGAAGACUGCCAGAUUCACAAGAGCAAGAAGCAAGAACUAAGGAAGACUAUAAAGAGGGAGACGCCUUACCGUAAUAUUUACUAG